Molecule: messenger RNA, 1731 nt
Organism: Penicillium psychrosexuale
Lineage: Eukaryota; Fungi; Ascomycota; Eurotiomycetes; Eurotiales; Aspergillaceae
Product: oxidoreductase, short-chain dehydrogenase/reductase family
Exons: 3
Coding region: 1-1731 (576 amino acids)
Source: RefSeq, a predicted model, not a curated record
AUGAAUGAAAUCCUCAACCACUCCGCCGCCAACGACAUAUGGCAUGGCGAGCUGCUGGACAGCCCCCUCUGCCACAAAUGUCUCGAUCUCCAUGAUAACCAUGCAUGUACUACUCCUCUUUCCAAACCUUUUUUGGACGCGGGAGACGCUUUGUCCCUCCCCCCUCGAUCCAUCAAAUCUCGUAUCACGGGAGACCUUUCCAUCCACGACUACCACAAGUUCCUCUCCAAGGCUGCAGACCGCAUUGGCGAUCCCGUCGAUCAGACAGGAAAGAAAUUGAAGCGAAAAACUGCUGCGUUGCAUUUGAACCGCCCGUCUCCUCUUUCCAUCUCUUAUCCUGUAUCUAUAUCGUCCGUGGCUUCGAGUCCUCCGCCGCUGUCUCCUUCCUGCUCGCAAAGCAUUGUCUCUCAUUGGAGUGAGGAGCCUGAGAUCGGGGAAGCCCAGACUGUUCAGUACCGAUCUACACAAAGCCCUGGACUCCCCGUUGUCUCAGAUCUCGGCAAUCGUGCUAGACCUAACAGGAAACGAUUGUCCAAGAAUACCUUUAGGGAAAAGCUUCAGCAAAAGGCCCAAGCUCACGCUCAAGCGGAAGAAGAAACAGAAACAGAACCUGAGUCUGCCUCCACACCUCAACCCUCGGACUCAAUGCUGGCCAGUACGCAGGCCGUUGCCACCGUCUCACACGGUGGCGCCUGCUUUGAGAUCCUAAAUCCGCGCAAGUCGCUGGAUCUAGCACGCAUCGUCUCAUACAUUGAAGACGUCGAUAAUUGCUCCGUCUCCACAGACAAUACCCGAGACUCGACUUUCUCCAUCGAGCAAGGACUGGACCGGGUGUCCCUGUCCCAAUUCACCGAUGCCUCAUUGCCAUCAUUCUAUUCUAGUAAUUCGUUGUACACCUCUAUCUCACCCGAUCCCUCUACACCUAAAGGUCAGCCGGCGGAUAUCGCCUCGCCGCGAGUCGGCGAACGCGUCCGGUCUCUAUCAGACUAUUCCGUCAAUGAGCAAAGCUUCAACUACUGGAGCCGACCUGCACAGAGCACUGACAACAACGAAGUACACUUCGAGACUCACGACCACCCAAGCAGCGGUAGAGAUGGCCCACAAUCACCACCCAUGGCUCCCAUUACGGAAGAAACCAGCCUUCCAAAUCUAGAUUUCUCUCGUCGGCCCUCCACCCCAUCCACGCAGACUUUCUAUUCAGAAAGUGAGAUUGGCGAGCCGGGCUCACCCGUCUACGCAAACGGUGAUUGGGCUCAAGUCGACGAGCGCGACAGGGGCAUCCUAUUCGACGUACGGGAAGACGAAACAACACCCGACCACUACCACGACUAUUCAUCCUCACAAGAACAUCAAGACCUGCCAACACCCCGCGAACCGCAUCUGGAGACACCAAGUGGUUCACCCAUGCACUCGCACAUGUACUCCUCCUUCGACUCCGCCUACCCCUAUCCAACCUCCAUCUCCACUAAACCCCCUUACUCUGGCUCCUUCGAUCCCUUCACCUACGACCCGGUGUACCUCGACCCACACGUUCAGUCCGUCCUCGCAGCCGCGAACGCAGAGACGAUGGGGUUACGGGGCAGUCCUGCACGCGCACUGGAUGAGCUGCAGCGAGGGGCGCGGACUGGCGCAACCAGUCCGCGAUUCGAGUUCCACCGGAGAAAGAGUGAUGAGCGGAAGACCCAGAAGAAAAGGCUGCGGAAGUUCUUUGGUUGGAAAUCUGGGCAUUAG